AUGCCAAUCAGAGCCGUCCUCUUCGACUUCAUGGGCACCUGUCUCGACUGGCACUCCAGCAUCGUCGCCGCCCUCCCAUCUCAGAUGUCCCCACCCGAAAAAUCAGACUUCGCCCUGCAAUGGCGACACGCAUACUUCGACGCGAAUGCGGCUCGUCUCGCGAGCGGUGAGCCGCCAGAGAACAUCGACAUCACGCACCGUAACGUCUUGGACGCGCUUCUGGAGAGCCGCCCGGAGAUCGCGCCGUUGUUCACGGACGAAAGCAGAGCCAGAAUGGUGCGAGAAUGGCAUCACCAGAAAGCCUGGGACGACGUCCAACCGGCGGUAAGAGAAUUGAAAGCGAAAGGGUACGAAGUCUUUGUGCACGCGAACGGGACGACGAGACUGCAGCUUGAUCUGGUCCAAUCCUCGGGCUUAUCUGGAUCUUUCGCAAUGCUCUUCUCUUCGGAAUUGCUUGGGGUCUAUAAGCCUGCCGCGCGGAAUUAUGAGAGAGUUUUGGAACUCAUUGGCAGGGAGGCGGCGGAGUGUGUCACGGUCGCGGCGCAUGCGUAUGAUUUGAGAGGUGCGAAGGGAGUGGGGAUGAAGACUGUGUAUGUUUACAGAUGGACGGAUGAUGUGCUCGAGGAUCAGGAAGUGGUCAAGAAUGAGAACGAUGCGUGGUUGGACGGCAUGGAAGCGCUUGGGGAAGUCAUUGAGAGGCUGUGA
Messenger RNA from Lecanosticta acicola, 705 nucleotides. NCBI's taxonomy places the organism in Eukaryota, Fungi, Ascomycota, Dothideomycetes, Mycosphaerellales, Mycosphaerellaceae. The record is from the annotation of a GenBank genome assembly.